GAAAAUUUGACAUUUGGUUGUGCGAAUUUUUUUACAUAACAUAACCUAACCUCGAAAUUUUGACAUUUGUUCUACUGCAAAUAGAGCAGAAAAUUUUAUUUCACGCACUAUCAGCGAAAGAAAUUAACAACAAUGGCCGGUGAAGCUGAAAAAUUAACUGGUUUGUCCAAAAUCUUCAAUGGUUCCACCACAGCUGGACGUGCUAAUGUCGGCAAGGCUACUUAUGCCGUUAUUGGCUUGAUCAUCGCCUACAACAUGAUGAAACCCAAGAAGAAGUAAAUUUGUUUGUUAUUUCCAAGCACUGUAAACAGAAGAGAACGUCGUUAACGAUCACACUUGCAAAUGGAAAAAAUUAAUUGUCUUCUUGCCUUUAUGGCCACCAGCCGGCCAAGAGGCUGAUUUGUUUUCAGCUUUUUUAACAUUUGCAUGCUUUGAAAGUUUCCUCGUUUUAAUUUAUUAAGUUUACAAUAGUUUUUUAUAUGAAAUAGUUGUGUGAUCUACUAAUUUUUCUGUGUAUUGUAAGUCGAACUACUUGUUGGGAGUGAUGGAAGAAAAUAAAGUAGUUUAAAAAACAAAAA
This is a messenger RNA of Calliphora vicina (urban bluebottle blowfly), 578 nucleotides long. It is a transcript of the gene Neb-cGP, whose product is annotated as Neb-cGP. The transcript is spliced from 3 exons. NCBI's taxonomy places the organism in Eukaryota, Metazoa, Arthropoda, Insecta, Diptera, Calliphoridae. The record is from RefSeq and is a predicted model, not a curated record. The coding region runs from base 133 to 279 and encodes 48 amino acids.